Gorilla gorilla gorilla (western lowland gorilla) is the source of this 648-nucleotide messenger RNA. RefSeq lists its product as uncharacterized. The record is from RefSeq and is a predicted model, not a curated record. The coding region runs from base 1 to 648 and encodes 215 amino acids. The transcript is spliced from 4 exons. NCBI's taxonomy places the organism in Eukaryota, Metazoa, Chordata, Mammalia, Primates, Hominidae.
AUGGUGUUGGGGGGCCGUGUGCAGGCCCUGGAGGCAGAGUACACCUGGCUACUUCAGGAGAAGGUGGGGCUGCUAGCAGCACUGGGUGUGGCCCCGGGCCAAGAGUCCUGUACACUCCAGGUCCUGGAGGUACCAGUGCCCCUCAGGAAAGAGCUAGAGGCACAAGAAUCACAUCCCAGGCUUCAUGAGGAGAUGGCUGAAUAUUGGAAGGCACGCUGGCACCGGCUGGCAGUUGCCCUGAAAUUUAAAGAGGAGGAACUGCAGAGACUCCAGAGGCAGAGUGGGACCUGGCCUCCCCAGGGCAGACCGCAGCGGAGACCCCAGGCCAGCUCCCGGAGUCUGCAAAUGAAAGGAGCUGUGGGAGCCCAGGUCUGCCAAGGAGCUGGAGUCUGCAGUGUGGACUCCACCAGAGGCCAAUGGGUGAGCUCAAGGGCAGACUGGGGUGGAGCUGGGACAGCCCCAUCCAGGGGUGAGAGCUGGUGUGGGGCAGCCCUGGUUGCCCUCCCUGAGAUCAGGCUGGAUGGAGGUGGGACCUCCCAGGCAGAGAACUUGGCUCUGGUCUCCCAUUGCCAUGUGGACUGUGCCCUCUGGGACCACACUGGGCCCUUGUUUCCAGGAGCUGGAGGAGCUGAGACAGGGGCCAUGUGA